CCUCCCUCCUUUUACACGUUGCUCAGUGCUCGGAUACAGGAUGAAGCUUCCGGCCAUGUGGGAAUUUCUCCUAAUAGUGGCUCACGGUUGAAUCUGCGUGUUGGUUGAGGACGUUAGUUCAAACGUGCAUCCGGGCAGCUUCAUCAGAAGUGGCGAGCAGAAGCCUGGUAGGAGACAAAAAGUCAUCCAAUCUGUGCAGCCUUGAGGAUUGGAGAAGCUUUACUCCGCUUUCCUUGCCAGCGGAGUUGCUCAAAAUUUUGCACAAGGAGUGAGAAACUGCAACUUUUUCUGCUUUUUUUUAUCGAUUUCCCAGAAGAUGCUGAGUUUAUCUUUGGUGAAGAAGAAAAAGCUUUGAUGAGAUCUUCACGUGAUUAUCCCUGCUGAGGACCAGGAGCCGUUUCCAGUAAUUCAUCCUUCUGUGAAAAAGCUCUGAACAGCACCAACGAGGCGCCUAAGCUGCUCUGUCAAAUGGACACUGAUGCUGAACAGCUGUUGCUUUUCACCAUCUCAUCUCGGAGAGAAAAACGGACCAUUCAGGAGCUAUACAGCGCACGACAACGAUGCUGAAAAACUUGUUCGCAUCAAAGCACCUCGUACUUAGCAACUGAUGAGGAUGAGAGACGGUGUGAUGACCUACCUGUAUUUGGCAAGUGUGUUUUUCACCUCGUUGGAGAGAGGAGCACAGAGGAAAAAAAGUCAGCGAGAGGGAGCAGGGGAGGGGAAGAGCAAGCCAGCGAGGGAAGGUGUGAAGCCAACGCUUUGAAACAGAGAGAAGACGAACAGAGCUGAGAAAGACAGGGAGAAGAAACUGUGACAACUCUGCCAGGCUGAAGGAGUAAAAGGAAAAACAGAGCGUAUCAAAGAGCUGGCCGUGCGCCCAUUUAGGAUCGUGUUUUGUCAAAGCCAUACAGGGAAGCCUCUUAAUGGAUCCACAAAAGUGUGCCUCCCUCUGACCUGUCAACUGCAACACAGACAGAUAACAACAUGGAUGUAGAUCCUCCAAACAGCACUUUUACCAACGCAUCACAGGUGGCUCCCUUCAAUGUCUGGGAGGUCAUAACCAUCGCUACAGUGUCAGCCAUUGUCAGCUUGAUAACUAUCGUGGGUAACGUGCUGGUGCUGCUGUCUUUCAAAGUCAACAGCCAGCUGAAGACUGUUAACAACUACUACCUGCUGAGUUUGGCGUUCGCUGACCUCAUCAUCGGAGUGUUGUCCAUGAACUUAUACACCACGUACAUCCUGAUGGGUUACUGGUCCUUGGGGAACCUCGCAUGUGAUCUCUGGCUGGCAGUGGAUUAUGUAGCCAGCAAUGCCUCAGUUAUGAACUUACUCGUCAUCAGCUUCGACAGGUACUUCUCCAUCACGAGGCCGCUGACAUACAGAGCUAAAAGGACUCCAAAGAGAGCUGCCAUCAUGAUCGGCCUCGCUUGGCUGGUGUCUUUUGUCCUCUGGGCGCCACCCAUUCUGUGCUGGCAGUACUUUGUAGGGGAGAGAAACGUGCCUCCUGACCAGUGCCAGAUUCAGUUUUUAACAGAGCCUGUGAUCACAUUCGGCACAGCCAUUGCUGCUUUCUACAUCCCUGUCUCCGUUAUGACCAUCCUUUACUGUAGGAUCUACAAGGAGACGCAGAAACGGACCAAAGAUCUGGCAGAGCUGCAAGGGCUCGCGACAGAGAAUGUUCUUGAGGGGACUAAACCACAGAAAACGAUCAUUCAUUCUUGCUUUCAUUUCACCAGAGAGAGGAGGGACCGCAGUCAGGCCUCCUGGUCCUCAUCUAAUCAAAGUAAUGCCACUAAAACUACCACUAGAUCAGACGAGGCAUGGGUGAAGGCAGAUCAGAUCACUUCCUUUAACAGCUACUCCUCGUCUGAAGAGGAGGAGCAGCAUGUUUCAAUAGAAACUCCACAAGGAUCUUUCAAAGAGCAAGGCAGUGGAGAAAAUAACAAGAACGGGCAGGUGAAUGAUUACACAGAAGAUCUGUAUUUUUCCACUCCUAAGAAGAAAAGCAGUAAAAAACGCAUCUCUUAUAAAUUCAAACCUGGCUCAAAGGGUAAAAACGGCAAACCUACAACUGCCACGCCCUGCCUGCCUGAAGCAGAGCCGCCCGCCAAAAACACCUCCCCUUCCUCCUCCACCACCUCCAAACCCAUCGACCCCGUCCUGAAGAACCAGAUUACCAAGAGGAAGAGGAUGGUGCUGGUGAAGGAGAAGAAGGCAGCCCAGACUCUCAGCGCCAUCCUCCUGGCCUUCAUCCUCACAUGGACGCCGUACAACAUCAUGGUGCUCAUCUCCACCUUCUGUGCCGAGUGCAUCCCCACGUCCCUGUGGCACCUGGGCUACUGGCUGUGCUACGUCAACAGCACCAUCAACCCCAUGUGCUACGCCCUCUGCAACAAGACCUUUCAGAAGACCUUCCGCAUGCUGCUGCUCUGCCAGUGGAGGAGGAGGAGGAGAGGCGAAGACAAGCUGUACUGGUGUGGACAAAACCCAAACGUCAACAAUAAAAUGACUUGAUGUGGUGGACUUAUUGCUUUUGCCCACAUUUGGAUUUUCUUGAUAUAUACUGUAGUCAGUGUCAUCUUCAGCAUGAAGUGCUGCAUGUGAUUUUUGUGUUUAAGUGUUGGUAAAAAAUGAGCUGAGCCUGAUGCAGCACUUGAACUGCUGUCACAGAUUAUUACAGAAAAGAAACCUCAUCAAGACGGCGACACACUCUUACAAAGGUUAAAGGUUAAAGAACAGGUUCAGAUUAUUCAACAAGUCUAUCUUAAAGGAGAACUUGACUGAUUUUACACAUUAAAGGAGUUGUGUAUGAAUAUUAGAGCAUUAAUAUAGCAGUAAACAACUAUUUGUUGUGUAAGGAUAUAGUGGAAUAAUGGCGCCCUGAGCAGAGAAUAAAGUCACGCCACCUCUUGUGUGUUGUAAUAUGAGCUUCUCUGCCCACCCAGCUGUGUGAGUCCCUCCCUUUAUGUCCAGGCUCCCAGGAAUGCUGCUCCACCUUGCAGCCAAUUUUCCCCAGUGGCCACUCACAGUAUUGCAGCAAAAAAUCCCCAGUGGCUCAAAGAGCAUUCUCCCCAUAGGCCACCAUUAUAAAAGAGAUGUUUGUAAAGGUGUUGACAGGACACCUGGAACUGCAAUCAAGGUCAAUACUGACUCUUUUUAUGAUCAAUUUUUUAUCCAUGGAGGUUUUAUGUUUGUAAAAUUUUCCAGCAGCUGAGAAAAGCGAUUUACAAACCCCUGACAACAUCACAAUGUAAAAUCUGUGAGGUGAGCAGGAAGUUGCAGGCAGGGCUAGCGGGAGAAACACGGAGAAUAUUCAGUGGGCCCAAUACCGCAGACGUAAACUUGGAAAGUAGAAACUUUUUUUUGGCGCAUGCGUCAGGCGAGCACUUCAAUUGGAAUGAACAGACGGCACCUUGGCAUUUGGUAUCAAGGUAGGGUGACCAUAUUUUGAUUUUCAAAAAAGAGGACACUCGGCCGGCCACAACAUAGCCUACUUAAAUGAUACUCGCAGUUUACUCAAAGAUGCCUUAUCAUUUUAAUAUAUUUAAAAUUUUUAUCUAUGGAUAGAAAAUUCAGUUAUAUUACAAAAUAAUAUCUCUCAAAGACAGAAAUUCAGAUAGGCCCCUAUAGGGACACAUACACACACUAGAGUGUGCUGAUCCGAGCCCGACGGUACCCGGCGGGUCGGCCAGGUUUGUCAAAAAUUUAGCUAUAAAUUGUAUUUGGGCUCGGGUCGGAUUUGGUCAGCUUUCAGUAAAAAUGUAGUGUAAAAGUAAAUAAAAUCCUAUUGUCUGUCCUGUUUAUUGCUUGGGCACUGUUAUUUACGUGAUAACACCUGAACAUAACACACACAGACACACAUUGGCUGUUUGUUUCUACCUCUCCCCUUUCUGGAAGUCUCAGACCUCCAGCCGCCCGUCUCCGCCUUGAUUAAACGCUGAAAAUAAAAUAAAAGAGGGAGACAGGUUUUUCCUAUUUUAUCUUAUUUUGUUUUAUUUCUCCCUCUCCUCUCGCUGGAAACGUCAGACCUCCCGCCUCCCGAGCACACGGAAAACCGGACAUUAUCAUCAGUUUAUAAAAACCCCCGGACGCCCCGGACAGGACGUGAAAAGUGGACAUGUCUGGGCAAAAGAGGACGUUUGGUCAGCCUAUAUCAAGGUGUUAUUAUAAAUCUAUGUACAUGUCCCACUGGCUAGCUAACUGCAGUCGCUCUGACUACGCUCAUAAUGCGGUUACUAUUGACAAUGCUAUCUUGACUCACGGUGGCUGGACAGGGUUGUAGCAGAAGCUUAGCAACUGCCCUCUGGUUCCACCACAGGUCAACACCAUUAGCUUUGUCAACACUGUUGCUAUUGUAGCACUGUUUGCACUGUUAGCUGCUAGCCAUCUGCUCAGCCAUUGCCAUGUUGAGAGCCAUGUGUAGGCAAUCACGACCAUACUUUGAAUUAUAAAUUUGCCCUGAAUGUUGUAUGGAGUUUCUUUAAAGUCUGUUUACAGGUGUUGGGGAGUACGACUGAAUGUGAAAAAAAAAAUGUAUAAAGCUUUGUAGUUCCAGUGGGAGCUGCACAGUCUGAUAUACUGACUCAAGUGAUGUCACACUUGAUGCCUCAGCAUCAUUUGGUGCUGAAGACAUGUUUGAAAAUUAAAAAACCCUGAAGGUUAGAGGUUAGAAACAAGUCAGUCCUCUAUAGCUCCUCAUCUCUGUUUGAUGCUAAAUUAGCCACUACUAGCAUAACACACCCAAAUCUACAACCUAACUGUCGCAGUUGAGUUGUAUUGUGGGUAAUGUCUGCGCCAGGUUUUUACAAAGAAGUGUGUUACAGAGACAACACUGGUUCUGCUGCGUCAGUUUUGAACCUGUCCAUUAUGAGUCUAAAAUUAUCUAAGCAGUGCAACACUACAUCAGUGGAAUAUUCCUUUAUUACACAUGCUAACAUGUAUUAUAUUGAAAGAGUUAAUGAUUCCUCCUCUCCAUACUGGUGGUAAAGUCGUCUUCUCCAGCUGCGUCAUGACUCCAAUGUAAAAAUAUUUUCACGUUCAUAGAUUCUGUAAUUCUUUUAAUGAGGAAGAAGCAGAUAUAAUUCUGAUUAUAUUUAUACCUGUCAGUCACUGUGCAUUAUUGUGGUAAAAUCAUAUCUAAAACAAAUUAUUAUCCAAUGCAAAGUAUUUUAAUUUGUCUUAUUAGAUGUCUGGAUGGGAUCUUUAAGGAGCCACAGCUAAAACAAGCCUUCAGCUGCAGUAGGUGACAAACCACAACAUAUCAUCAGGGCAUAACAUAUCUAAACAUUCACUAUGCACAGUGUAGCCUAUUGAAUAACAUCAGUAUGUUGGGUGGAGGCUAACUUCCUUCAUCUUAUCAUGAACUCUAUUUUUUCAGCAGUUCUCUCUUGUAACUGAUUAUGUCUUUCAUGUGUUCAUAGUUAACCCUUUGAAAUCUGAGCAAAUUGGCUUCAAAAACAAAUAGCAAGAAAUUAGUAAAAAGAGAAAAUUAAAAACAAGAAAAUUAGUUUUAAAAAAGGGGAAAAAAGAAAAUUAAAAACAAAAAAGGAAGUUACCUUAAAAAAAAACCCCAAACAAACCUAAAAAUUUGUAACAUAAUUCUUUAUAUAAAAUAAUGAUAAUUAUAAAUAUAAUUAUUCCCUAUUUUCUUUUCAUUUUUCCCUAGCUUUUUAAAGGUAAUUUUCUAUCUUUUUUUUUGGUGCAAUUUGUGGAACCUUUUUUUACCAAGUUGCUCAUUGCCAUUUUCCCGUGUUUCUGAAAGAAUUCCCACCAAUUUACUCAGGGUUCAAAGGUUUGAAAAAGGCAUCUCAAAGCAACACUAGAAAAGUGAUGUCGCUCCAAGUUUCAAAGGCUUAAUUUGGUUCAGUAUGGUUUUGUUGGAUGGUCAAAGCUGCUAGCUUUGUUGCUAAUAAGUCCAACUACAGUGCCUAUAAAAAGUGUUCACCCACUGUUUUACUGUUUUACAACACUCUCAAUAAAAGUACAUUUCUUUGAGGCUUUUUUUAAAACACCCCACAUCAAUAUUAAUGUAUACCUUUCAUGUUUGAGUGAGAACAGAUCUCUUCAAAGUGACUUCAAUUAAUUACAGAUACAAAAUAAAAUCCAGUGUUUGACACUUCUUUUGGCACAGUAUUCUUUGAGAAUAUUUCUGUAAGGCACAGUGUUUGCUUUUGCUUUACAUCCACAAGUUGUUUUUGGAUUAAGCGUGUGACUGGGUAGGUAAAAAAAUUACAUCAAAAUUCUGAGUUGAAUUAUCAGGAAGGUGGCAGAGGGAUCAGGCUAAGCUGGGCAGAUGCAUAUUAGAUUUAGUGUUAACACUUUACUUGAAGGUAUCAUGUGUCAUGUCACCCUUAUGUAGAUACCUUCAAGUAAAGUGUUACCAAUUUACUGUUUGUCCAAUAAUCACUGGAGUCACUUCAGGGACAAUAUGGACCGGAGGAAUGAUUAAAGGAACUAGUGACAACAUAUAUAAUGUACGCACUGUAUGAGCUUGUGAUUAGCAACUGAACCUGUCCUUUAAACCACAUAUAAUCCUCCUUUAUUCUAUUGCUCACUUGCACUGUAUAUAAAGGAUAUGUUGUAGGCUCACACAUUUCAAAGUAAUUUAUAGUAUAACGAAUAUAUUUCACUGAUUCUGUUGGAUUUUACAACUCUCGAAUGAUAAAUGUAAAUUGCUUAGUGUGUAUCAGUGUUUGGUGAAUGUUUGUGUUUUUUAUCUCGGCUCUUGCAAUCGAUAUCUGAUCUUGUGUUCAAGGGCUAAUCUGUACAUUUCUGUGCAUUUACAGCUGCAUUAGUUUCACAGUGGUGACACGAGAUUGCUUAUGGAUCACAUCUCUGUUCUUGUCAAUAUUCAGAUUGCUGUAAAAAACAAAAAAACUAAAAAAAAAAACAAUGGUAUUUUGAAGCAACUUUAAAUAAUGACGCCUGACUGCCACCAUGUCUCUCUGAUGGAUGAGUGAUGCUGUUGUAAAUUAUUGCACUUCUAUGUCUCUUAAUGAUGUAUUGUCAGAUGUUAUCUCCCUGAACUCUGUGCCUUUUGUUCUGCUCAGAGGCAAAAGUGUUUUGUGAAUGAACCUGUGCUCAUUGUCUGUGUGAAGUUUUGUGAAGGUGAGUCUGUGUGUACUGAUAUGAACACUGAAAUACAAACUCAAAGGCAGAAUUCUACUUUCGUCAUGAACGUUUCUACAUCAAAUGUGUUGAAACUGAUCUGAUUUGGUUUGUACCUGUACUUUUUUUUUAAAGAAAUGAUGCUAAUCAUUACCUGCUCCAACAGCUGAGUAAU
Messenger RNA from Epinephelus fuscoguttatus (brown-marbled grouper), 7282 nucleotides. Its product is annotated as muscarinic acetylcholine receptor M5-like. Gene Ontology annotation, molecular function: G protein-coupled acetylcholine receptor activity; G protein-coupled serotonin receptor activity. Gene Ontology annotation, cellular component: dendrite; plasma membrane; synapse. The transcript is spliced from 2 exons. Gene Ontology annotation, biological process: adenylate cyclase-inhibiting G protein-coupled acetylcholine receptor signaling pathway; G protein-coupled receptor signaling pathway, coupled to cyclic nucleotide second messenger; chemical synaptic transmission. The coding region runs from base 985 to 2514 and encodes 509 amino acids. NCBI's taxonomy places the organism in Eukaryota, Metazoa, Chordata, Actinopteri, Perciformes, Serranidae. The record is from RefSeq and is a predicted model, not a curated record.